GAUGAGUUCCCCGUGGUCAAUGACUUCCCUCCGGUGUUGAAGUGGAGGAGAAAGCCGUCUAUUCCGUCCAUGUCCUCCUCUCUUCCGGAUCUCCUGGGUAACUCCACCAGCAGUCGGAGUGCAGUGGACAUCCCCUACCUACCUACGGAGGUUCCACUGACAUUAAAGGGUAAGGUCAGAGGUCAGCCCCGCUCUAUCAUUAAUCAUCAAAGGGCGACAGCUAGUCAUUUCCUGGAUGGCUAAUUAUUAUUUUGGAUAAAAAAACGACUCCAGGCUACACUUGAACGUCUAAAACCUGUCAGAAAGUAUCUAGAAAUUAUAUUAAAUAUUAAAUAUAAUAAUAAAUAUAAAAAUUAAAUAUAAAAACUAUAUAUUUAUAUUUUGAAAUAACUUCACCUUUUCCGGACCGAAAAUUGAUUUUGACGGACAACUCAGUCCGCCAAAAUAUCUGUAAGACCGUUGAUUUAAAAAAUCCUGAGGUGGCUCUCAAGCCUUGAGAUGUUGCUCACCCCUAGAGGUUAGAGAGGUAGGAGGGUUGCCAGUUCAAAACUUUGAAUCCCGGGGAUUAUGGGGAAAAUCUGGAGGGAAGUGAGCUGGCAACCGGGGGAUUGCUGUUGUCAAAUCCUAGAUGCCAUUGUUACUAUCACCUGGUGUGGUGAAAGGUAGUUCAAAUGGUGGACAUGUUAGGACCUCUGUCAGGGCUGAGUUUUAAAUGGUGGACAUGUUACGAUGUCUGUCAGGGCUGAGUUUCAAAUGGUGGACAUGUUACGACCUCUGUCAGGGCUGAGUUUCAAAUGGUGGACAUGUUUUGACCUCUGUCAGGGCUGAGUUUCAAAUGGUGGACAUGUUUCGACCUCUGUCAGGGCUGAGUUUCAAAUGGUGGGCAUGUUACGACCUCUGUCAGGGCUGAGUUUCAAGUGGUGGACAUGUUAGGACCUCUGUCAGGACUGAGGUCAAAGCCUAAAUCGUUGCGGACAAUAACCUAACCAUUGCUCCAAGGUCAGAUAUUUUCACCCCCUUUAUGGCCCAGGUUAGGAUUGGGGUUAUGGAUAUCUGAUCCUAGAUCUGUGGUUAGAGGCAAGCUCUGUGGCAACCUUUCAUCCAUCACUGUCAGCCCUCUCACAGCCUGUCAUGUUUCGUUCCCUCUCACCUCCUGCACAUGCUCAGAAUAGACAUAGCUUAGUUGGCUGCCUGAUUGACUGUUAUCCAACAAUAUUACCUUGGCAACGACAUGGUGGCUAAAACAGAAACAGGCUAACAGGUUAGCUCGGCUAGGCUCUGUUUGGGUUCUCUAUGCCUGACGUAGUCUCUCGUGACACUGAUAUAAUGCUUGACACAGAAGAGGACUAAUAACUUAUUGGUUGAAUGGUUGAUAUCUCUUCCUUCCUCCACUUCAUAGCUGUGUGCUAAUGUAGCCAUUGGAGUCACCUUCUGGGCCAAAAGUCACACACUGAUAAGUGGGGAUCUAUUGCUGCUAAUUACCCAGCUGAUAGUAUAUUCCUCACCUUCUUAAACUACCUGAACUCAGUUGAUCUUUGUUUAGAGUUUGACUUUUUUAAAUGUUUUUUAAUGUUUUUAAAGUGAGUUGUACAGACUGUAGAAGUAUGAGAGCUGCUCUCAGGGCGGCGGGAAAAACACUAACUGUUCUUCCUGUCAGAUCAUUAAAAGCCCAGCUGCGUAGGAGUUUUCAGCAGGGUUCUGUUCAAUUAGGCACUAAAUGGAAAUGGAAGAAAAUAGACUGAGAGAGAGGGACUACCUGGACUCCAAAAAGAAACACUCAUUUUCGUUUGCCAUUGCAAAACAUUAUGAAACGUUUUCCAUAGCGUGACUAGGGCUGUGACGGUUAUGGAAUUUUGGAUGUUGGUAAUUGGCCAGCAAAAUGACCGCGGUCUCCGUGAUAACCGUUUAUUUUUUGACGCACAUUUUCUCCUGUCCUCUUCUCCUGACUGCAUGUGCUACCAUAUACAUAGAUUGAAUAGAACGGGCGUCUCCAUUCAAGUCAAUGAUGGCAUAAUGUGUGGACUGGCGGUCAUUGCGAGUGUACGCAUAGGACCAAAGCAGGAAGUGUACCCAUCAAUAUAUAUACACUACCGGUCAAAAGUUUGGACACACCUACUCAUUCUUUAUUUGUACUAUUUUCUACAUUGUAGAAUAAUAGUGAAGACAUCAAAACUAUGAAAUAACACAUAUGGAAUCAUGUAGUAACCAAAAAAGUGUUAAACAAAUCAAAAUAUAUUUUAUAUUUGAGAUUCUUCUAAUAGCCACCCUUUGCAUUGAUGACAGCUUUGUACACUCUUGGCAUUCUCUCAACCAGCUUCACCUGGAAUGCUUUUCCAACAGUCUUGAAGCAGUUCCCACAUAUGCUGAGCACUUAUUGGCUACUUUUCCUUCACUCUGCGGUCCGACUCAUCCCAAACCAUCUCAAUUUGGUGGAGGUCGGGGGAUUGUGGAGGCCAGGUCAUCUGAUGCAGCACUCCAUCAAUCUUCUUCUUGGUAAAAUAGCCCUUACACAGCCUGGAGGUGUGUUGGGUCAUUGUCCUUUUGAAAAACAAAUGAUAGUCCCACUAAGCCCAAACCAGAUGGGAUGGCGUAUUGCUGCAGAAUGCUGUGGUAGCCAUGCUGGUUAAGUGUGCCUUGAAUUCUAAAUAAAUCACAGACAGUGUCACCAGCAAAGCACCCGCACACCAUAACACCUCCUCCAUGCUUUACGGUGGGAAAUACACAUGCGGAGAUCAUCCUUUCACCCACACCGCGUCUCACAAAGACACGGCGGUUGGAAUCAAAAAUCUCACAUUUCCACCAGUCUAAUGUCCAUUGCUCAUGUUUCUUGGCCCAAGCAAGUCUCUUCUUCUUAUUGGUGUCCUUUAGAAGUGGUUUCUUUGCAGCAAUUCGACCAUGAAGGCCUGAUUCUUGCAGUCUCCUCUGAACAGUUGAUGUUGAGAUGUGUCUGUUACUUGAACUCUGUGAAGCAUUUAUUUGGGCUGCAAUCUGAGGCUGGUAACUCUAAUGAACUUAUCCUCUGCAGCAGAGGUAACUCUGGGUCUUCCUUUCCUGUGGCGGUCCUCAUGAAAGCCAGUUUCAUCAUAGCGCUUGAUGGUUUUUGCGACUGCACUUGAAGAAAAUUUCAAAGUUCUUGAAAUGUUCCAUAUUGACUAACCUUCAUGUCUUAAAGUAAUGAUGGACUGUCAUUUCUCUUUGCUUAUUUGAGCUGUUCUUGCCAUAAUAUGGACUUGGUCUUUUACCAAAUAGGGCUAUCUUCUGUAUACCACCCCUACCUUGUCACAACACAACUGAUUGGCUCAAACGCAUUAAGAAGGAAAGAAAUUCCACAAAUUAACUUUUAACAAGGCACACCUGUUAAUUGAAAUGAAUUCCAGGUGACUACCUCAUGAAGCUGGUUGAGAGAAUACCAAUAAUAUGCAAAGCUGUCAUCAAGGCAAAGGGUGGCUACUUUGAAGAAUCUCAAAUAUUUGUUUAACGCUUUUAUGGUUACUACAUGAUUCCAUAUGUGUUAUUUCAUAGUUUUGAUGUCUUCACUAUUAUUCUACAUGUAGAAAAUAGUAAAAAAUAAAGAAAAACCCUUGAAUGAGUAGGUGUGUCCAAAAUUUUGACUGGUACUGUAUAUACAUACAUACACAUAUAUACACAUAAUAAAAAUACAAAAUCACAGUCAUUAAGCUAAAAUAAACCACCCAGAAAAACUGUAAAGUAAGUCCCCAAUCUACACUUUAAAGUGCCCAAACGGCACCAGAACAUCAAGAACGAAUAUGUACUGUGAUUUUCCCCCAAUGUGCUACACAAGCCCGUUCUAUUCAUUGUAUUCCUCUGUCUGCUGCAUCGGUUGUUGCUUGUUUCAGCAACAACCGCAUGAUCUUCUGUAAGAAUGGGAUUUUUACUUUCUAUGUGGAAGCACCACUUAAAGUAAUGAUUGUGGUUUAAAGGGCCUUGUGUAGGUUAAUCAAAGUAAGGUUGUAAGUGGAUCUCACGUGUUGAAGUUUCUCCGAAGGGUCUGACUUCAAGUUCAAUUCCUUCUGCACUGGUGUCAGAAGAGGGAUAGGAGACAGACAGUGGAGCUUAGCUGGAGUUAGCUGUUAGCCAUUCACAUACUCAGUGCUGUGUUGACUGUGUAGUCUAUAGUGAAAGAAUAGCUCAAUGCUAACACUAAUGCCAUUCUGCUCUGCUGCGUUGUGUAUAGAUACAGAAUAGCUCAGUGCUAACGCUAAUUAGCAUUCCUCUCUCUUGUGUUGUCUAUAGAGACAGAAUAGCUCAGUGCUAACGCUAAUUAGCAAUCCUCUGUCUUGUCUAUAGAUACAGAAUAGCUCAGUGCUAACGCUAAUUAGCAUUCCUCUCUCUUGUGUUGUGUUGUCUAUAGAGACAGAAUAGCUCAGUGCUGACACUAAUAGAGCCCCACAGUGGAGGUGUCAUAAUACCCAUAAACCUAGCGGUCAAACAGGGAAAUGGUUCCAAUCGUUUUUCCACCAUUCAUUUUUCCAAUAGGGGAUUUUAAAAACACAUAAAAUAAGGGCUGUGUUUUGUGUAGGCUUACCCUGGUGUGAUGUUUUGUAACUCUCUCUCGGACAAGGUGAUUUUUAUCAAUAUAUUAGGCUCUAUUUACACUCAGAUUAAAAAAUGCUAAUUAGCAUUAAAGUAGACAUCAUGCAAGACUACAUUUUUUACAUUUUAGUAAUUUAGCAGAUGCUCUUAUCCAGAGCGACUUACAGUUAGUGAGUACAUACAUAUAUUUUUUUCAUACUAGAUAGUUAAUCCAGAGAUUUGGCAGUCUCGUCCAGAUCAUCAUGGCAUUUAUAGUUUUUUAUGAUAGCCACAUUAGCCGUUAAUUAGCAUUUCAUUUUUGGGGGGUAAAUACAGGUGAAUAUAUUGAUAAAAGUCACCUUGUCCUAGAGAAAUUUACACCGUUUUCAAAACGUCAUGCCAGGUUAAGCCUACAUGAAACACAGCCCUUAUUUUAAGUGUUCUCUAAAAUACCCUAUGGGAGAAAUGAUUGGAACCAUUUGCCCUGUUUGACCGCUAGGUUUUAUGGGUAUUAUGACUAUUAGGAUUCCUCUCUCUUGUGUUGAAUGUGACUCCUGCACUCACAUACAACCACACACUCAAAGCCAACGCUGCUGUCCCAUGUACAGAGACAUUAAACACUGGACACUUCACAUUUGUUGUAUACUGUGUAUUUAUAUACAGUAUUCUCACAUAGCUCAUACUAAUAUAUCUACUACUGUACAUUGCAUUUUGUUACACUGUUUAUACACACCAUGUUACACUGUUUAUACACCACUUAUUUAUUUAUAUACUGGAUUCUUGACAUAAUUCACCUAAUAUAUCUACUGCUGUACAUAUCAUUCUUAGUAUAUCUUUAUGGUGUAAAUACGCAGCAUAGUUUGCAUUUGGAUUACUUAUACAGUGUUAUUUGGGUUGUUUUAAUUGGAUUCGUUCUGACAUUCUUUUAGAUUUGUUGAUUUUAGUUUUUUUGUUGUUGAUAAUUUGUGUUGUUGUUGCUGUUAGGAGAUAGUCUGCACCGUCUAUAACAUCUGCUGCUCUGUGUUGUGUGCAGACCGGGGUCUGGAGACAGAGCAGGUCCUCCUGACACGGCCGGCACCGGAGCUGGGGCACAUGGAGUACCAGCUGCUCAAGUUAUUCAUCCUGCUGUGAGUACGGGACUGACUAACCUGGUCCCAGAUCUGUUUGUACUCUCGUGGCGUGCCGCAGUGUUUUAUCAAACUCGGUCCUGGGGACCCCAAUGGGUGCACGUUUUGGUCUUUGCCCCAGCACCACACAGCAGAUUCAAAUAAUCAAUGCUUGAUGAUUAGUUGGUUAUUUGAAUUAGCUUUAGUAGUGCUAAGGGCAAAAACAAAGUAAACGUGCACCCCUUGGGGUCCCGAGGACCAGGUUUGGAAAACGCUCGGCUAAGGCAUCUCUCAUUGUAUUAUACACUUACUGUCAUACUGCCACCUUCUGGUCAUAGUUAUUCUGACACUUUCAUAUUACACUGACAUAUUACAUGUUUUUAAAUGUAGACAUUUGUAUUUCUUAUUAAUGGCAUUACACUGCUGAUCUGUUGAAUAGUCAGAACACAACUUGAGUGAGAUAAAAAUAGCAUACAUGGAGUUUUACUAUGACAUCAGCAGUGCAUGGGCCGGACGAACCAAGUCUCCGGCCCUGGGAAGGAAUAUUUUAAAGGCUCGCCUCCUGGCAACGGAAAGAAAAUGUUGCGCUUUUCAAGCUAAUUUCCUGCAAUUCUAUAGAUUUUGUCAUGUGGCUGAGAUUUUUGUUGUUGUUUCAGCUUCAAAGCUAAUAUCCUGCAAUUCUACACAUUUUUCCAUGAGGCAGAGGGGAGAUACGAGAAGUAUUGAGUUGAAAAAAAGAUAAUUGGUGGAGUAAAGGACAAUUAGCUUUGAAGCUGCUACAACAACAAACAAUCUCAGCCACUACUGGUACCUGUGAGCCUCCCAGGUCCAUGUUGCCCAGGGUUAUGAACAUAAAUUGUAAAUGAAUAAUAUUACACUGUAUAUUAUUAGACCCUCUAAACCUAUUCCACCCCUAGGCCAAAAUGAGUUUAAUCUGUUGUUGUUAGUAAUAUUAUGUAUAUUUUGAAGGACCUCUGCGGACCCCACUUUGGAGAAUGUUGUAAACAAUGUGGUCUGUCUCCUUCAGUAUUGUCCUGCUCCUUGUGUCCUCCUGUUACCUGGCCUUCCGUGUGUGUUGUCUGGAGCAGCAGCUGUCCUUC
This is a messenger RNA of Coregonus sp. 'balchen', 6739 nucleotides long. Lineage: Eukaryota; Metazoa; Chordata; Actinopteri; Salmoniformes; Salmonidae. The record is from the annotation of a GenBank genome assembly.